Drosophila teissieri is the source of this 1652-nucleotide messenger RNA. RefSeq names its product lipase 3-like. The record is from RefSeq and is a predicted model, not a curated record. Gene Ontology annotation, molecular function: hydrolase activity, acting on ester bonds. The transcript is spliced from 4 exons. NCBI's taxonomy places the organism in Eukaryota, Metazoa, Arthropoda, Insecta, Diptera, Drosophilidae. The coding region runs from base 222 to 1529 and encodes 435 amino acids.
UCGAAAGUAUUGGACGAGUGCUGAUUGUUCGAAUAUAUGUCGUGUGGGCAAGUGUCGAAUUUCUCGCGUUCACAGAAGGUUUCUUUGUUGCCGUCAAUCGGGACUGCCAUCAGUCAACAAUUGUGCCUCGCACCGAUCGCAUCCGCAGAGCCCAUAGACCCUACAUCUAUCUAUUCUAUAAUUGUAUACACGCUGAGCUCAGUCGUAAAACUGCUGAAAUAAUGUCGGCAAAAGUGCCAAUUGUGGCCCUUACUCUGUGCCUACUGCACUCGGGCCUCGUCGAGGGCAUAUCACUAUCCCUCGGAGACAUAACCCUCUUCAACGUUAACUUCAAGACGCCGACCUUCUUGGGCAGAUCCGUGGCGGUGGACAGCAAUGUGCGGCUGGAGAACGAUGUGGAUCCCAAUAUUCAGGAGGAUUCACAUUUAAAUACGUAUAAUCUGAUAAAGAAGUACGGCUACCCGGCGGAGAAUCACACCUUGCAGACGGACGAUGGAUACAUCCUCACCCUGCACAGGAUCGCUAGACCGGGAGCAACUCCGGUGCUUCUGGUGCACGGACUACUGGAUAGCUCGGCCACCUGGGUGAUGAUGGGACCGAACAAGGGACUCGGUUACCUGCUCUACGAUCAGGGGUACGAUGUCUGGAUGGCCAAUGUCCGGGGCAAUACGUACUCGAGAAGGCACGUUAAGUACAGCACACACCAUGCCAAGUUCUGGGACUUUACAUUCCAUGAGAUGGGGAAGCACGAUAUACCCGCCACCAUAGACUACAUCCUCAAUGCCACGGAAGUCAGCCAACUGCACUACAUUGGCCACUCCCAGGGCACCGUGGUGUUCUGGAUCAUGGCCAGCGAGAAGCCCGAGUACAUGGACAAGAUCAUUCUGAUGCAGGGAUUGGCCCCAGUGGCGUUUCUAAAGCACUGCCGCAGUCCGGUGGUCAACUUCCUGGCCGAGUGGCACCUAUCGUUGGUGCUCAAGCUGAUUGGCGUGCACGAGUUUCUGCCCAAGAAUGAGUUCAUCAGCAUGUUCAACCGCAUCAUCUGCGACGAGACCACCAUUACGAAGGAGAUCUGUUCGAACGUCAUCUUCCUGACCACCGGCUUCGACAAGCUCCAGCUGAACGAGACCAUGCUGCCGGUGAUCGUGGGUCAUUCUCCGGCCGGAGCCUCCACCAAGCAGAUGCAGCACUUUGGGCAGCUCAACAGAUCCGGAGGAUUCCGGCAGUACGAUCACGGAUGGCUCCGGAACCACUGGAUCUACGGCACCAUCGAGCCGCCCUCCUACCACCUGGAGAAUGUCCGGGCCAAGGUGGCUCUGUAUUAUGGCCAAAACGAUUGGCUGGCCCCGCCGGAGGAUGUGGACAUGCUGUACCGCAAGCUGCCGAAUGUGGUGGAGAAAUAUCUGGUGGACGACAAGGAGUUCAACCACUUGGACUUCAUCUGGGGCAUCGAUGCGCGGGAACUUUUGUGGGACCGGAUGUUGGAAAUAAUGCGAAAUAAUGAGAAUUCAGUUAUUAAAGGGGUAUAGGAAUAUGGUUAUAAUUUAGCUAUUCACAGUAUAUUAUAUUUAGGCUAGUUAGGUAUUUAUUGUUGAUUACAAAUUAAGACGACUUUUAAAUGAUCAAAGCCAAUAAAAGCAAAUUAUAAUUAA